AUGGAAUACACUUAUUAUCUUUUUUAUAAUUCAGGUAGUGGUGGAAAUAGAGGUUAACAAUUCUUGUAACUUGAUGUAAAUUCAAAUAUAUGAUAGUAAAAAGAACUAAGUUUCUACAUUAAGGAAAGUCAUUGUCGAGUGAAAUUUUACAAUAUUUGUGAUAGUAUCUCAAGAGAAGUAGGAUUAUAGCAGAUAAUGAAAUAAAGAUUAGAAAAUAUUCAUGUGGUGAUGGCUGGAGGGGAUGGAUCAAUAAUGUGGAUAGUGGAAUUAUUAUUAUAACAUCAAGUGAAUAUUCAUAGUUGCAUUAUAAUUCCAUUUCCUUUUGGAACUGGAAAUGAUUUCGCAAAUACGUUAGGAUGGGGCACUUCAGUACCUAAUGACGUAAUUGGGAUGGAUAACAUUGUUUUGAAAGGUUUUGUUGAGGAAUGGAUUGAGGGAGUGGAGUCAUAUUUUGAUGUUUGGGAUGUGGAUAUUAAACUAUAAUAAGUAUUUAAAUAUUUUUAUAUAAUAAAGGGUGGAUUUAUUAGUGAAAUCAAGAGAAAUGAAAAUGGAGUAGGUGAAAGUAAAUUGUAAUUAAAAGAUUAAAGAUAUUAUAAAUAGAUGAUUAAUUAUUUUAGUAUUGGAGUAGAUGCACGUAUUGGAUUUGGAUUUGAUAAAAAUAGAACAUCCAAUUAAUGUUGUAAUAAAUGUGUUUAUUGUUGGGAAGGAUUUAAGAAAAUGUUUUUGAGAACUCCAAAAGUUAAUUAAUCUAUUGAAAAUAUUCAUAAUUUAAAUGAAGAUGAUUAUUUGGAAAGUGGAUUAUUAUAAAAAUCUAAAGAUUAAAUUGUAGUUCCUGGAAAUCCAGUCAAUUUAUUAUGUUUGAAUAUUAAUUCUUAUGCUGGAGGAUUGAAAAAUAUAUGGCUCAAUGCUUAAUAAAAUUAAGUUAAAUCAUAUUCAAAUAUUCCUUCUAUUUCUGAUGGAUUAUUGGAAAUUCUCUCAUUCAACUCGAUAUUAGGAUUAGGCUCAGAAAGACUUAUACCUGGAUAAGCUACAAGAUUGAGUCAAAGUGGAGGCCCACUCAAAUUAAAUUUUAAAUAAAAUGAACUAUUAAGAACAUAUUUCUAAAUUGAUGGUUAAUACUUUUCAAUCACAAAUCCAAGUUCAGUUCUUAUUAGAUCAUGUUAAACAUUACCAUAAGGUAAAAUACGUGUCUUAAUUAAUAAGAAAGGUCUACUGAAAUGAUGAUAUUAUAUCAAUACAUUCUAUUCAUUUCAAAUAAUAAAUAAGAAUUAUAAAUUUNGGUGAUGGCUGGAGGGGAUGGAUCAAUAAUGUGGAUAGUGGAAUUAUUAUUAUAACAUCAAGUGAAUAUUCAUAGUUGCAUUAUAAUUCCAUUUCCUUUUGGAACUGGAAAUGAUUUCGCAAAUACGUUAGGAUGGGGCACUUCAGUACCUAAUGACGUAAUUGGGAUGGAUAACAUUGUUUUGAAAGGUUUUGUUGAGGAAUGGAUUGAGGGAGUGGAGUCAUAUUUUGAUGUUUGGGAUGUGGAUAUUAAACUAUAAUAAGUAUUUAAAUAUUUUUAUAUAAUAAAGGGUGGAUUUAUUAGUGAAAUCAAGAGAAAUGAAAAUGGAGUAGGUGAAAGUAAAUUGUAAUUAAAAGAUUAAAGAUAUUAUAAAUAGAUGAUUAAUUAUUUUAGUAUUGGAGUAGAUGCACGUAUUGGAUUUGGAUUUGAUAAAAAUAGAACAUCCAAUUAAUGUUGUAAUAAAUGUGUUUAUUGUUGGGAAGGAUUUAAGAAAAUGUUUUUGAGAACUCCAAAAGUUAAUUAAUCUAUUGAAAAUAUUCAUAAUUUAAAUGAAGAUGAUUAUUUGGAAAGUGGAUUAUUAUAAAAAUCUAAAGAUUAAAUUGUAGUUCCUGGAAAUCCAGUCAAUUUAUUAUGUUUGAAUAUUAAUUCUUAUGCUGGAGGAUUGAAAAAUAUAUGGCUCAAUGCUUAAUAAAAUUAAGUUAAAUCAUAUUCAAAUAUUCCUUCUAUUUCUGAUGGAUUAUUGGAAAUUCUCUCAUUCAACUCGAUAUUAGGAUUAGGCUCAGAAAGACUUAUACCUGGAUAAGCUACAAGAUUGAGUCAAAGUGGAGGCCCACUCAAAUUAAAUUUUAAAUAAAAUGAACUAUUAAGAACAUAUUUCUAAAUUGAUGGUUAAUACUUUUCAAUCACAAAUCCAAGUUCAGUUCUUAUUAGAUCAUGUUAAACAUUACCAUAAGGUAAAAUACGUGUCUUAAUUAAUAAGAAAGGUCUACUGAAAUGA
Molecule: messenger RNA, 2276 nt
Organism: Paramecium pentaurelia
Lineage: Eukaryota; Ciliophora; Oligohymenophorea; Peniculida; Parameciidae
Source: the annotation of a GenBank genome assembly